Molecule: messenger RNA, 5460 nt
Organism: Ictalurus punctatus (channel catfish)
Lineage: Eukaryota; Metazoa; Chordata; Actinopteri; Siluriformes; Ictaluridae
Gene: jph3b
Product: junctophilin 3b
Exons: 5
Coding region: 1231-3417 (728 amino acids)
Biological process (GO): regulation of synaptic plasticity
Cellular component (GO): endoplasmic reticulum membrane; plasma membrane; junctional membrane complex
Source: RefSeq, a predicted model, not a curated record
GUUGUGUCUCUUUAAGUGGAGGUAGAGAGUCAGUGUGUGCGGGGGAGGGGAGAUGAGGGGGGUUUGGCCGUGUUGGAACAGUCCUCCUGUAAUGAGCAGAUAUGAGAGCGAGAGAGAGAGAGAGAGCGAGAGAGAGAGAGAGAGAGAGAGAGAGAUUCAAACACACAGACAGUGGAGAUAAACGAUAAGAAGCAGCGAUACAAGCAAACCAGGCGCACACUCUCCCUGGAUACACAUCAGAAGAGAAGGCUCUGAACCUGGAUUUAUUACUGAUGCGCAAACACUGGAUUGUGAUGUGGACCUGAAAGAGCGUGAGGAGAAAGACAGCAAGAUAGAUAGACAGACAGGGAGGGAGAGAGAAAUAGAGAGAGAGAGACCGUACAACGGAUUAAUAAUGCUGGAUUGUUUGCUGCCUUGCUGAUCCAUCCAUCUCCUGUUACCUAAACGACAGCGUUCAUACCCAGCAAUCACGCGCCUCGUGCUUUUUUUUUUCCCCUUCAUUCUUCUCUUUCUUUAAUCCCUUCAUCAGCAGCAUCAUCCGCAGCGUGAUGAUGUCGGGCGGGGGGUUUUGGUGCUGACGCUUGUACAACAAGACAAGAACCUCCUCCGUACACUCUUAGAAAAGAAGGUUCUUGGGUUUAUCCCCCUGGAGGAACCCUUAAAGCUGGAAUGUAGAACCUGACAAUACAAGUUGAACCCGUUGAAAAGCGAAAACCAUCCAAAAGAACCCUAGAGGAACCCUUUUUUCUAAGAGUGUAGAGUAGACGUGCGUAAAUGCUGCACAAACGUUUCCUCCACCGAACAGGUUUCUAAAAAGGUGGAGCCUCGGGGAGCCGAGGAUCGGGGCCUGAGAAGCCCUGCACAUCCGAGUCGCUGCACUCGUGUCGCCCGGCGCGUGAUGGCUGGUGUGGGCCUAACGCUGUGUCCGUCUCCGAGACGCAGUCGCCGGAGAUCUGCUCAGGAAUAUUAACCUCACUCUCUGGGAGCAGGAUGGUGUGAACAACGUCCUGUUUUAUUUUUUAUUUCAGCCUGAUUUUUCAGUUUCAGUUGGUGUCAUUUUGUGCAACUGUUGACUGACAGGGAUAUUUCCAGUUUGAGCAACGUCUUCCACUCUUGCUUUCGUACCCGCCCCCUCGCCCCACCACCAUCACCACCCACUCCUGAUCUUUUCUUUCAUUUCAUUUUUCUUUUUCCGAGAUUUGUGGACUUUUGCCAAGCCCUAUUUCAUGCAUGUCCACUGGGGGCAGGUUCAACUUUGACGAUGGGGGGUCUUACUGUGGCGGGUGGGACGAAGGCAAGGCCCAUGGCCACGGCAUCUGCACAGGGCCCAAAGGCCAGGGCGAGUACGCCGGUGCGUGGAGCCACGGUUUUGAGGUCCUGGGUGUGUACACGUGGCCCAGUGGCAACACCUUCCAGGGUACAUGGGCGCAGGGCAAACGCCAUGGCAUCGGCGUGGAGAACAAGGGCAAGUGGGUGUACAAGGGGGAGUGGACGCAUGGAUUUAAGGGGCGUUACGGAGUACGGGAGAGCACCGGUGCCAGCGGCAAGUACGAGGGUACGUGGAACAACGGACUGCAGGACGGAUAUGGGACCGAGACUUACUCGGAUGGAGGUACAUACCAGGGCCAGUGGGUGGGCGGCAUGCGGCACGGCUACGGCAUUCGGCAGAGUGUCCCGUACGGCAUGGCGGCCGUGAUCCGCUCUCCACUGCGCACCUCCAUAAACUCUCUACGCUCAGAGCACAGCAACGGCACGGCGGGUACGCCAGGCACGGGGGGCGGCAUCAGCCCGGCAGCGUCACGCGGUGGCUUCGUCCUGACGGCUCACAGCGAGGCGGAGCUUCUGAAGGCGAAAAAGAAAGGCCUCUUCUUCCGGCGCUCUCUGCUCAGCGGCCUGCGUCUGCGCAAGUCCGAGUCGAAGAGCUCGCUGGCCAGCCAGCGCAGCAAGCAGAGCUCGUUCCGGAGCGAGGCGGCCAUGAGUACGGUGAGCUCUGCCGCCUCAGACGUCAACUCCACCAUCAGCCUGGGCGAGGCCGAGGGGGAGCUCCUGCCCACCAGCACCAACGUCAACGACGAUGCCAACGACGAUGACGGCGUGGACGCUACAGCCACCGAGAGCUACGCGGGCGAGUGGAGGAACGAUAAGCGCUCCGGCUGUGGCGUGAGCCGCCGCUCGGACGGUCUCUGUUACCAAGGCGAGUGGUUGAGCAACAAGCGCCACGGCUACGGCUGCACCACCUUUCCCGACGGCACCAAGGAGGAGGGGAAGUACAAGCAGAACUCGCUGGUCAGCGGCAAACGCAAGAACCUAAUCCCGCUACGUGCGAGCAAGAUCCGAGAGAAGGUGGACCGCGCCAUCGAAGGCGCAGAGAAGGCGUCUGAUAUCGCAAAGCAGAAAGCUGAGAUCGCUUUGUCCAGGACGGCCCACGCGAGAGGGAAGGCGGAGGCGGCCGUGACGGCGGCGCAGAAAGCGCAGGAGGAGUGCAGACUGGCCAGAAUCGCAGCUAAAGAGUUCUCGCCUUCGUUUCAGCAUCGAGGAAACGGAGUGGAGUGCGAGAGGCCGAAGCCGCAGCCGUCGAGCGACAACGACGUCGAGAUGAUGUCGAGCGAGACUCCGGACAGCACCGAGCUCUACAUGAAGGGCUCGACUCCUCCAGAGCUGACUCCUGACGCCAGCCCGGGUCCAAGCCCCACCUCUAAAUCUCGGGCCCGCCCGAAAAACGCCCGCUUCCUGCGACAGAGCGCCGUGGACGACGAGAGGGGCGGAGCCUCCGAAAUUCAGGUUCUGGUGGAGGGCCGGAGCCACGGACGGCCGAGCGGAGGCGGUGGAUUAGGCGAGGAAUACGUGAGAACGGCGAACACCAACGGUCACCGGCACUCCUCGUCCAAUCACAAGGCGUCGUCCCGGGAGCACGGCUCGUCCAAUCACAAGCCGUCGUCGCGGGAGAAGUGGGCGGAGUGGACUUCGCACCGGACGCAGACACGCCUGCUCGAGCAGGACGAGGAGAAGCUGAGCAACUACGAGAUGGAGAUGAAGCCGUUGCAACCCAUGGACUCUAACUCCCAGAAGCCCUAUGGGCAAGGGGAGGAGCGUCACCGGGGCAAGACCCGGGGCAAAAACCGGGACCGAGAAAGAGACAGAGAGAAGGACAGAGAGAGAGAGGGGACGGCACAGCCCGGUGUGGACCCGGUGCAAAAGCUGGACAGUCUACGUGCGGGCGAGAAACUGGAGGCUCGGCCUCUGCGCAGGGACCUCAUGCUCUCGCCCCCACAAAAAUCCUCACCCAUUGCACUAGAACACGAUAAAGAGAAUCACACACAGCUCAAAGCCAACUCGGGCUCCAGCUCAAUUCUGGUUGUCAUGGUGAUUUUGCUCAACAUCGGAGUUGCCAUUCUGUUUAUUCACUUUUUUAUUUAAAACUCUUGUCAUUUCCUUUAUUUCCUGUUAAUUUAUCUCCUUUCCGAGCGGGCUGGGAGUGUUUAUCCGGCUCCGGCUACAUCUGAUCUGAUUAAAGGAAGCGUGAAUCACGAGGACGGAGGAAGGAACGAAAGAAAGGAGGAAGGAAGGAGACAGAAAAAACGAAUUUACAGUCAACUCUGGGCUCAACAUUUUUUUUCCCUCUCCACUUCUCCAAAGAGCUCAUGUUUUCGUUCGCAGUUCUUCUUUAGCGUUAACGUUUUAAGGUUCCUCGUUGCUACACUUGUAUUCUUUUUAACUGCCUUUUUUUUUUUCUUCGUUUUUUUUGCCGUUCUUGACUUUUCCAUAGCUUUUUCUUUAUUGUUGUUGUUGUUGUUGUUUUUGUUUUGGCUGGUGGACUCGAACGAAUGGUGGCGCCGCUGGCGUGAGACAGAGUGUGUGUGAGGUGGUGUGAGCUCACAGGUGAACUUUACUCCGUCGAAACGUCGUAUUGAUGUCACUGGAUGGGAAAUGGGAUGUCCCGUAUAUGUUCCCGCCGCCCCUACGUCCCCUAUCAUCUGGACUUCUCAUUCCUGGUCAGGAAGGGCCGGGUCAGGAACUGUAGAAUCGUGGAUAGGUUCUGUUUCGGAGAGCACAAAAAUAAAGAAAAAAAAAAAAACGCAUAAACACAUUUUCACUGCGUGUUUAGAAACUGGAAUGGGACAGGCCCGAACCAGAACCAGUUCGAGUUCGUUCUCUUCCAUAAUGACGCCAUCGUAGAAGAAGCGCUCAGAUUAGCAUGGACGUGUUUAAUUAGCCGUUUGUUUAAAAACAAAACACAGGCUGACGUCGAUAUCCGGGAAUUGAACACAAUUCGUACAACGUAGCUCAUUAUAUCAGAUAACACGUUUCACGCAGUAACCGGGCUAUAACGGUUUAUAAAAGCUCAACGUAAAACGAACAUGCGUUCAAUCACAUUUUACCGGCUACCAGUUGUUAUGUCGCGGAACAAAAUGGACCAAUCAGGAAUCAGGAUCACUGACAGGGAAACGACAGGGGAAACCUGUCAUCUAUCACGAAACGGAUGUUUAGAAACCGUAUCCGUUCUAAACGGCUCCGCUCCUGCGUGGCCACGCUCAUUUGCAUAAAGAAACGCCCCCCGGAUUACCAUAUAUGGUAAACACUUUCACAGAGCCUUCGCGGCCUGCACGUAGCACUGCUCGUUCCUGGCAACGUGCUGCAUGAGAGUGUGUGUGCGUUCCGUUAAGGGCGCGUCUCGUUCGGCUCCCUCGGUGGUGAAUCGGUAUACGGUGAGCCCUUAAGACGGCCGAGUGCGCUCACUAGGGAGCCGAUUGAGACGCGCCCUUAGUACACCUGCAGUGGCGUGAAUAAUCCCACAUUAUCGUUGUCUUUUAUUUCCUACGAUGAUCCACGUUAAAGUUUGGUCGACGGUAAAUUGUGCGUCUCCUGCUGUCGGACGCCCACCUAAAAUUCACGAGCGCGUCACGUUUAUCGGCGUGAUAUCGUUCAGCACAUUUCCCCAUCUGCCCCGGAAUACGGACCCAGCUUUUAACCUGACGACUGAUUUGGGUUUUACACCACAACGUUCUAAUAUAGACUCGUAUUCAUGAUGUCCGUUCAUCCCUCCUGUUUUAGUCUCAUCGACAGGCUUCAUCGUUUAAACACCGUCUGAAUGUUGGAUGAGGGCUAACACACGAUAUCCUGUAAGGUAUUCAAAUCCCGACGGGGUGCCGUUAAUUAACGAGGAACGCUUUACAGCGCGCGCACCGAAGAAUCCGCUGUUGUCGACCUGAGCGUCAGAGACUGUUAACGUUUUUUGUCGUUUUGUUUCGGGGUUGUUGUUUUUUUUUUUUUUUCUUUUUCAAAACUGCUGCUUUCAAAAUAAAUAUUUAUUGAAAAAUUGUUUAAAACGGAAAAAAAAAAAAAAAAAAAAAAAGAAGAUUUUUUAGCUAUUUGCAAGAUGUCUGGAAAAAAAUGCCGACUGCCUUGUUUUUUAAAGAGACCAAUUUGCAUGCUGAUGUAUGGUUUAGUUUUGUAAAGCUA